This is a messenger RNA of Erythranthe guttata (spotted monkey flower), 1057 nucleotides long. The record is from RefSeq and is a predicted model, not a curated record. NCBI's taxonomy places the organism in Eukaryota, Viridiplantae, Streptophyta, Magnoliopsida, Lamiales, Phrymaceae.
UUCCUUCAUAUAAUGAUAUGAUUAUCUGGCAGAUUUUGCAUUUAUCGUGGUUUCUCGUUGAAGUUAAAUAAUCUCUUACAUUAGAGUAUGUACAAUUAUGAUGUUCUUGUUGAUUACUAGCUAUAAGUAGCUAUUGUGUAUGCAGGGUGAUGGGCUUAAAGAAAUCUCGUUUCUUUGCUAAGUCUUUGUAUGAAAUUACUGAUAACCUACUGUAUCGUCUUUGUUCAGGAGCAUUUGCAUCGUUCAUGGACUCAACCGAAGAGUAUGUCGAGUUUCUAAACAAAGUUAGAAGGACUAUAUACAUCGACAACCUAUCGCCAGCAGUUACCGGAACUGUCGUGAAAGCUGCUUUCAAUCAGUUUGGUGACGUGGCAAGUGUUGAGUUCAUCCCCACCUUCAUGCAACCGGAAGGCGUCCCACGGGCUGCUCUAGUUGAGAUGGCAAACAUAACUCUCGCCCAACGGAUUAUCACCGACAUGAACACUCUAUCGUUCAUGAUUGGUGGACUGCCUAGGCCCGUCAGAGCAAAGCCUGCUCAAGUUGAGAUGUUUGACAAUCGUCCAAGAAAACCAGGCAGGGAAAUACAGUACAGCUGGCGUCGGAAAAAAGAUCCCGAUUUUGAAAUUGCUAAGAAAAUCCAGAAUGUGGUGAAGAGGCACGCCGCAGAGGCUUCGUUCUUACUCGAGCAACAACUGAAGGAGGAAGAAAGUCUUGCAGAACGACAAGCCGAGACUUUGAGAGUCAACUGUAAGAAACUUGAGGCGAUGGGCCGCGUUUCUCGUGACGGUAAACGCUUGGCAGAGCGCUACGGGAUUCGCAAAUAGUACAUAUAUUAUAUAUCUAUAAGGUAGAGUUUUGUGCGUCUGGCAAACGACCUUUUGUUUCUACGUUUUCUGUCCUUCAUCUACUUUGAAAACCUUAAAUCGCGGUAAAAGGAUUUUCGUAAAUCCCUAUAAACGAUAAACCAUCUGCUUCAAGCUGUUCAUCAUGUAUAAUAUGCUCUAGUAUGUUGCUAUGUUGCAAAUCUUGGUAUUUGCUGUAAAUACCUGGUUUGGUU